AACUCCUACUCCCGUUUCUCCUCCUCAUAACGCCUCCCCCCCCCAACGAAAAAACUAUUCAUCGAUUUUUUCUCAGUUGUGUGCAUUGAAUUGUUGAAACCUCUGGAUCAACCUGGGGGUGUGCUCGCUGACAGCAGCUCUACUCUAACUGACCUGCGCUGCAUUCCCGUCUCGGCCCUGGAUACAUAUCCACACCCAUUCGAUAUUCCUACAUAUCAUACCUUGCACACAUACCCACUGUCCGCCUCCAUCUCCCUCCCUCACGCCAAAGGAGCACACCCGCCACUUUCACACUCAACUACCCACCCUCCACCCUUCCUCUUUACCACACCAAGAACCCCACUCCCUCAUAAUUCCCGUCUAAAAGCUGUAUCGCCCAACGAAUUCCGCUACAUAUCCCUUCCCUCCCUCCGCCACCUCACCCCGCUAUUCCACCCCUACUGCCACGCCAAAGUUUUCCCUAAAUUUCACACUUCGACACUUCCACCCACCUCCAUCUAUUCACCCAAUACCAUUCUGAUAUCCGUUCCUGCUGCUGCUGCUGCUUUCACUGCAGCGCUCUACCCGAUCCUCGGAUCAAUCAGACACAACAUAUUGGGGCGUCAUAACUUCCCGAUUCGGUGUCAAUCCUCCGACAUUUGGUUUCAAGGUAGUCGAGCAAGCCAGUCCGGGUAGCGUCACCAAGCAUCGAGGUCUGCAUAACAAACUGAGAAUCUCUUAUCGACCAUCCGCACUUUCCACUUUUCCUCACAAUCCUUCGCAAUAGAAAGUGGUUGCCAUGGCUGCCGUGGCCAUUCAACCUCCGAGGGACACUCCCACUCCUCCCCCAAUGCCUACUACUACACCAACCCCAACCCUACCGUUGCCCGGCGCCGCUUCCACCACCGCUCCCAUCCCGAUUCCGAAUAAGCACAUGGCAGUAUCUGGACCUGGGGCCCCCAACUACGGGAAUCCAGUUACGCCCCCUGCUUCUCCUCAUUCUGAGGAGUCGCAUUCGUCUGAAGAAGGAAAUCGUUCUAUGGCCUCUCUGCUAUCCCCGGCGGAGAGCUAUCCUCUAAUCUCGGAAUCCCCACCCGUCCAUACCAUUGAUGCUGCUGGUGUAGCCGCCUCCCUUAACUAUAGUUCGAGGCAAAGUUUACCGGACAUUGAACAACUAUUUCCCUGGGCCCAUGGUCUCCAUCCAGAGAAUUCGAUGCAACUUGCCUUCUUCUAUGCUCGCAAGAAAUCAAUGAGGAGGGCACCUACUUGUUAUCGUGGCAUUUGUAUUGUUAAGGUCGGGGAUAUGUCCUGCGCAAGAUUGAAGGGUGCUAUCACACCGGAGGAGGUUCUUCCGUCAAACCCGGCAACCACUGGUUUUCUGGUUGUGGACCCGAAAGAGGGGUUCAAUGUUCGUAACUUUCACAUCCAAGUGGGAAAGUUUGCGUGUUUAUCUGAUAUCAUCAUUUACGGAGAUAACGAUGUCGAUCCCGGGGAAAUCACCAGGAUUGCAAAGCGGGUCUCUACCGCCCAACUAGAAUACAGGGCUCAAUACCAAAGGAACUCAACGCGGGAGUUCCCGAUAUACAACACUUUUGUUGUUCAGAGCCCAUUCUCCAUGUUUGAGAAUUACUUUCCGGAAAUUGUUACCAUAGACUCGGCAGGUAAUUUGACGGGAAAAGUGAUUGAUUUUUGUCACUGGGAAAGAAUGGAAAUGUGCUCCAUGUCCAGGGCAACAGAGAUCUCAAAAAAUGUCUGGCUAGGGUCCAGCGCCGACACUGCACCCGAGCCGGAGCAUGAGCCGCCGUAUGGUUUGUUGAUCGAGGCUAGUGACUUGGCUCAAUUGCCGUCAAUUGACAGCCUUCGAGAUCUGGGUGAGAUCAUGGACCGUACGGAUGCGACCCAAUGCAUUGAAUUUCCCGGUUCGGGUACAAUGACACCGCCGAGGUAUACGGCUACAGAAGUUGACGGCAUUAUCGAUACUUGCCGCUUCAUACAAUCCGUUGCAAAUGGCGGGCAUCAAGAGGCUCACGAUGCUGAUGGUGAUCUCUCGAUGACGCCACCUCGCGAACCCCGUCGGAUAUUGAUCCAUUGCACCGAUGGCUACACCGAAACUUCACUACUGGCUUUGGCGUAUCUUAUGUAUUCUGAAGGAUUACCCGCACAUUCGGCCUGGAUUCAGCUACACACCGUCAAAAAUCGAAAUUUCUUUGCGUACGAAAAGGACCUUCAUUUCCUUCGCUUUGCUGAGCAUCGGAUUCUUGAGGCAGCUGCUGAGGAUAAGGGCUAUUGUCUUAACUAUGCUGUACUCAACCCCCCCGGAUGGAUCCACCGCAUGGAUGGGUCACUACCUAGCCGCAUUUUAUCCUACAUGUAUCUAGGGAACCUACAGCAUGCUAACAACCAUGGGCUACUCGCUGCGUUGGGUAUCAAGCGUGUCUUGAGUAUCGGGGAGGAGCUAUCUUGGACAGAUAAAGAGAAAAGCAAAUGGGGUGCUGAUAAUGCGAUGGUUGUUAAGGAUUUGCAGGAUAAUGGAUGUGACCCACUAGAGUAUCAGUUCAGGCGAUGCCUGGACUUCAUUGAAGAAGGCCGCCAUGCGGAUGAACCAAUCCUCGUACACUGCCGAGUAGGGGUCUCUCGGUCAGCAACAAUAUGCAUUGCUGAGGUCAUGCGCGCCCUCAAGCUCUCGCUCCCUCGAGCCUACUGUUAUGUUCGUGCCCGUCGCUUGAACGUUAUCAUUCAGCCCCAUCUGCGUUUCAUGUAUGAGCUGCUUAAGUUUGAAGAGAAGAUCUCUUUUAAGAACCGUUGCACACCUAAGCGUGAGUUGGAAUGGACUCAUAUAGCACGAGAGAUUGCAACAAUGAAUCGUCCUUACACACGUCAAAACUGAUAGUUCAUGCGAGCUUGUUUGAGGUACCUUUUGUUUUCUCGCACUUCUCUUUGGUUGUGAUAAAUAUCCCAUGAAUUCCUUUUUUUAUUUCCUUCUUUUAACCUUCCUUUCAAAUUUGUCAUAUUUUUGUAGUCACAAUAGCUGAUAUUUAGCUGCUAUAUUUUAUUUAUUUAUUUUUUUUACUUUUCUUUUGUGGGUGUUUUCUCUUCCUUUCCCUUCCUCUCUUGAUUCUCCUAGUUGGCUGUUUUGGGGAGUCUUUCCCGUUUUAUUUUUUUCCCCGCAUAUCUGGUUUCGUCUGUUGGGUACGGUUUGGUUCUCGGGUAUGGCGUAGGGGCGAGUUGCAAGCAUUCGCUUUUUCUUUGCUAUUUCUAUUUCUUGUUCUGAUUUUGCUUCUGGGUUACGGUGGUUUGGAAGAAUAGGGGGGUCUCUUUUGGUUCACAUUUGCCUUACCCGUUACAGUUACUAAAAACCAAGGUACGUGCUGCUCCCUCACUGUGGGAAGCUUUGAGUGGAAGUCUUUUGUUUCUAAGUGUAAGUUUGGAAUUUACCUAGCGGGGGAGUUUUUUUCUUUUCCCUAGCAAAGUUUCUUGAA
Tuber melanosporum (Perigord truffle) is the source of this 3458-nucleotide messenger RNA. RefSeq lists its product as uncharacterized. Bases 779 to 2866 code for a protein of 695 amino acids. Gene Ontology annotation, molecular function: protein tyrosine/serine/threonine phosphatase activity. Gene Ontology annotation, biological process: protein dephosphorylation; nuclear DNA replication. The transcript is spliced from 6 exons. NCBI's taxonomy places the organism in Eukaryota, Fungi, Ascomycota, Pezizomycetes, Pezizales, Tuberaceae. The record is from RefSeq and is a predicted model, not a curated record.